UAACACGUCGGGCGCCCAGGCUGGCGCCAACAGCAGCGCGUUCGGGGAGCUGAGCGAGGCGCAGCUGUACCGCCAGUUCACCACCACCGUGCAGGUCGUCAUCUUCAUUGGUUCGCUGCUCGGGUUCCGGAGCCCUCGAGGGAGGGAUUUGAUGGAGACAUCAGUUCAGGCCCGAGUGUUCCAAGGUCUCUCAUUCUCUGUGUAAUGCCUGCCUGUGCGUCUCUGUAUUUGUUCUCAUUGCUGCGGGAGGCCUGAGCAAGGAGUCAGCAUCAGAGUCUUUUUGGACCUUGUUGGUAAACUUUGGCACUGCUUUCCCAGCAAGCCUCACUGACUUCUGUUUCUCCAGGGAACGCUGUUACCAGGAGCUUUGAAGAAUCCCAUAUUUUACUGAGAAAUUGGGGCUCUUUUUCUGAGCUCUUCUAUCUGGAGGCAGUUUUGUUUGAGAGAAAACAAGGCAGAUCGCCUUCCGGUAGCCACAAAUCACAGCAUGGCGACCAUAUUUCCUGAUUUCGCUAAUUGGACUGAAUGGGAGAAGUCGGACUGGGAACUUCACGGUGUUAUGGUCAACCUGCCGCACGACCGUGUUCAAAUCUGUCACCAACAGGUUCAUUAAAAACCUGGCCUGCUCCGGGAUUUGUGCCAGCGUGGUCUGCGUGCCCUUCGACAUCAUCCUGAGCACCAGCCCUCACUGCUGCUGGUGGAUCUACACGAUGCUCUUCUGCAAGGUGCUUAAAUUCCUACACAAGGUGUUCUGCUCGGUGACUGUCCUCAGCUUUCCUGCCAUUGCCCUGGACAGGUACUAUUCAGUCCUCUACCCUCUGGAGAGAAAAAUCUCUGACGCCAAGUCUCGGGAACUAGUGAUGUACAUCUGGGCCCAUGCAGUGGUGGCCAGCGUCCCUGUGUUUGCUGUGACCAAUGUAGCUGACAUCUAUGCUACAUCCACCUGCACGGAAGUCUGGAGCAACUCCUUGGGCCACCUGGUGUAUGUCCUGAUCUACAACGUCACCACGGUCAUUGUGCCUGUGGCUGUGGUAUUCCUCUUUCUUAUCCUGAUCCGGAGGGCCCUGAGUGCCAGUCAGAAGAAGAAAGUCAUCAUCGCUGCACUGAGGACCCCACAGAACACCAUCUCUAUCCCCUAUGCAUCCCAGCGGGAGGCAGAGCUACAUGCCACCCUGCUCUCCAUGGUGACAGUUUUCAUCCUCUGCAGCGUACCCUAUGCCACCCUGGUUGUCUACCAGACUGUGCUCAAUGUACCUAACACUUCUGUGUUCUUGCUUCUCACUGCUAUUUGGCUGCCCAAAGUCUCACUGUUGGCCAACCCUGUGCUCUUCCUAACUGUGAACAGAUCAGUACGCAAAUGCUUGGUGGGGACCCUGGUGCAGUUGCACCACCGGUACAGUCGCCGCAAUGUGGUUAGUACAGGGAGUGGGGUGGUUGAGCCUAGCCUUGAGCCCAGCAUGCGCUCUGGUAGCCAGCUCUUGGAGAUGUUCCACAUUGGACAGCAACAGAUCUUUAAGCCCUCGGAGGAUGAGGAAGAGAGUGAGGCCAAGUAUCUUGGCUCAACUGAUUUCCAGGCCAAGGAGGUACUCACCUCCUCCCCAGAGGGCGAGGAGUCACAGCUUGCACCCUCUGUGCCGCCUCCAGGCACAGUAGACUCUGUAUCUCGGGUGUCCCCAGUAGCCCCCGUGGAACCUGGCAUAUUCCCUGAUAAGUAUUCCCUGCAGUUUGGCUUUGGGCCUUUCGAGUUGCCCCCUCAGUGGCUCUCUGAGACUCGAAAUAGCAAGAAGAGGCUGCUUCCCCCACUGGGCAAUACCCCAGAAGAGCUGAUCCAGACAAAGGUGCCCAGAGUGAGCAGGGUGGAGCGGAAGAUGAGCAGAAACAAUAAAGUGAGCAUUUUUCCAAAGGUAGACUCCUAGCGAGGACUAUGAGUGCCUGAGAGUGUAAGGGAGCUUGUAUAUUCCUGUUCUCCCUUCCCUCUGGCUGCCACUGUGGGGCGAUAACUCCUUUACAUGGCAAAUGCUUCUGAAUGAAAGGGAAGUCUACAGAAAACCCAAUGUCCUCUUUAUUGAGGGAGUAUAUAUCUAUCUUAGUGAUCUGUGUCCUUCAUCACAUUCAGUGUAAGCUGGGCAGAAUGGAACAGGUCUGAGGGCUCUCUGACACAUUUUCUGGGAGAUUCCUCCUUUUUUUGUGUGCAGCAAAGAACUCAAAUGGAGCAGGCACUCCAAGGAGGCCCAGGAUAAUUCUGGGCUUCAAUGGCCACAGAGAAGAAGCUAAUUUGUUUUUAAAAUGUUUGUUUUGUUUUGUUUUGUUUUUUUUUUUUUGAGACUGGAUUUCUCUAUGUAGCCCCACCCUACAGAUUGGGCUGGCCUUGAACUCAGAGAGCCACCUGUCUCUGCCUUCUGAGUGCUGGGCUUAAAGGUCUGUGCCCACAUGCCCACUUAAGAAGCCUAUUUGGGUAGCUAAAUAAGAAUAACAAAUAGGAAAAUAUCUGAGAAGACAGAGCCAUGGUGUCGAAUGGUUUUUGCUAGAUUUCACAAUCACCCAACUCCUGGUUGCUAAUACCCCUCGUCUGGAUUUCUGGGUCAUAAAGGGGGGGAUGACUGGAUUUAUCUUAGGAUAGACAGGGCAGUGUCUGAGGGAGCCUUUUUGUCCUUGAUUAUCUCUCCACCCUGUUGGUAUCACCAAGGCCUCCAACAAAUGUACCUGCUUCCACCAGUCAGCCAUGCUGCCUGGAAACCACUGCCAACCAUUCACUGUGUGUCCAUUUUAUCAGCAACAAGAAGGGAAGAUUUGUGGUGGCGAAGACAGGCUGAGAAAUGCCCACCAUGAAUAACCUUUUUUCUCUCUCACGUGAUUAAGAGCAAAAGACUAGACUCAGUAUAGGGGGGUAUAGGCACAAAGUAAAACGUCCUAACUGGCAAAUGUUUGGAAUUAAAAGGUGCUUAAGAAAUGUAGGUGGCAUGCACUGGGUCGUUUGGCACCAUUAAGGUAAAAAUCCUUGAUUAGCACAAGCGACUCUGCCCUAAGACUUAUUAGUUUGACAUACAGGACACGCCCACCCGCCAGUCUCAUUUUCAGUGUGUUCUGAUUCUGGAUCCCACAGAAGGUGAGCAGAGCAGGAGAAAUAAUGAUUGCAAAUGCUAAAGCAAUUCCCACCCUGAUUUAGCACUCCAUCCUCUACUUCCAAUGAAGUUCAGGUAUGAGCCAUGGUGGAUGGGAGAAUGUGCUCUCUCAGCAGCUCAGUGCCCUGGCUCUCAUGUGUGAGCCACUCUGGGACUGAUGUACCAGACCUAAUUCAAACCCAACUCUCCCCUCAUACAUCAAGUUGGGAGCUCUGCUCUUCUUAGGGUGUUUUGUUCUUGUUUGUGGUCCUUGGUGGAGCCAGUCGGGCACCUUGAAUGGAUAGGUAUUCCUACGAGCAAACUUCUACAUCUCAAAGGCAGUGGUCCUAGCAGCACGUUUAGCCAUGCUGGCCCAUCGCCCCUAAGAGGAAGCUCAGCCCGUGUAUAGGGAGACUCCUUUUCUUUUCUUCUAUUGUGUUAUGUCUUGUGAACCCCAACAUCUCCUCCUUGGAGAGGGGGCGCCUUCCUUUCUGUGCACUGCCUCACAGACUUGUUUUCUCACGUCAGAGACAGGGUACUGUGCCCCUCUUGUGGCUCUGUGGCCCUCUGGGCCCUGUGUACCUGCCAUCUGUAGCUCUUUGUCCUGAUGCUGUGUUAAUGCUGUGGCCCUCCAAGCUCAUCUUUCAAAGCCUUCUUAAUUGUUACAGCUUUUACUAAGGGGAAAAAUAAUCCCUCAGAGAAUCCUAUGUACCAGAGAAGAACCUGUGAAAUGUACGUGUGUUGCUGUCGUCCUGACCUGUAUGUGUGACUUAAUAAAUUCUCAACAGCGGAGUUUGGUUCACCAAAUUCUCAUGUAUGUUGGAAAGAGAAGGCUGACGUCUAGCAGGCUGUCGCCGAGUGUAUUUCUAUACUCUUUGAAGAAUAACAUUUUAAUAAAAAUUAUAAAGCUGUU
Rattus norvegicus (Norway rat) is the source of this 4014-nucleotide messenger RNA. RefSeq names its product G protein-coupled receptor 176 (gene Gpr176). Gene Ontology annotation, biological process: cell communication; signaling; circadian behavior. Gene Ontology annotation, cellular component: membrane; plasma membrane. Gene Ontology annotation, molecular function: G protein-coupled receptor activity. Lineage: Eukaryota; Metazoa; Chordata; Mammalia; Rodentia; Muridae. The record is from RefSeq and is a predicted model, not a curated record.